ACACACCCCCUCCCUCCCCUCCCCUUCGCAUCAUCAUCAUCAUCAUCAUAACACGGAAGCAGUAGACAGAGGGGGGGCAGGAGAGGCGAGGAUAGACGAGGGGGGUUGAAGACAGGUAACAAUAAGGAGCACCAGACACAGACAGACAAGCAGGGACAGGUGCAGAGAGGUAAAACAGCAGACAGGUAAACAAAAAGACAAGACAGCGAGCAUCAUGGCGCUGAUCCCCUCGCAGGUCCUCCGGGUCGCCAUCCUGCUGUCUUAUUUCUCCAUCCUCUGCCACUACAAAGCUUUGGACAUGCCGGCUCACCAGACCUACGGAGGCAGCUGGAAGUUUCUGACCUUCAUCGACCUGGUGAUCCAGGCGGUGUUUUUCGGCCUGUGCGUCCUGAUCGAUGUCUCCAGCCUGCUGACUAAAGGAGGCGACAGCAGGGAGCAGGAGAGGCAGCUGAGGAAGCUGAUUGGCCUGAGGGACUGGAUGAUGGCCGUCCUGGCCUUCCCUGUCGGAGCGUUUGUGGUCUUUACGUUCUGGUCUCUCUACCUGUAUGACAGAGACCUGGUCUACCCCAGACUACUGGACAACUUCAUCCCUCAGUGGCUCAACCACGGCAUGCACACCACCGUUCUUCCCUUCAUCAUCAUCGAGAUGCGGACCACCCACCAUCGGUAUCCCAGCAGGUCGUGGGGUCUGGCGGCAGUUUGCUUCUUCGGUUUGGGAUACAUCCUCUGGACGUGUUGGGUGCACCAGGUGACGGGCGUGUGGGUCUACCCGGUGCUGGAGCGCAUCGCUCCGCUAGCUCGGGUCGUCUUCUUCAGCGCCAUGACCGUAGUGAUUUGUGUCUUUUACAUUCUCGGAGAAAUCCUCAACAGCUACAUCUGGGACCAGCCACACACAGAAAAGGUCAAAGGUGAGUGAUCCUCUAUGGAAGCUGGCGUCGGUCAGACGAACGAGGACAGACGAGUGGUGCCCCGCCCCACUCCGGACAGCACAAGAACGGAAAAAAACAAGCGCCCCUCUCUCUGGAAGUGGACCGUUAACCUUUUGAACUGUAUCCAUCGAUAUAAUCGUUUAAAAAAAAAAAAAAAAAGACAGAAAAAUAAUCGGUUAAAUGUGAAUAUGAGAAUUUUCUGAUGGAAGAAGAAAGAAUCAAUAAUCUUUUUUUUUUUUUUUUCUCUCUUGUUGUUGUUUUUCUGUGUCAUAAACUACGCCGUCGCAUCCGGCUUUGGUGGUGGACAGUGGAGAAAACACACUUCUGUACAUAAACACACUAAGCAUACACACACACACACACACUAACAGUAUUUGUAUUUACUGGUAUGAACUAUUUACCAAAGUGAAUGAAAUCCUUCAUAAGCUUCUAUGAAACUACUGAACAUCAAUAUUGUGUUGAAUAUGAUUACUAAUCAUUUUAUGAGACAUGUAUGGAAGAAAUUAGAUGUUGGUACGAGAUCAAUAAAAGAUUUGACUGGGAAAUAUUUCAGUCCGGUUUUGAA
Messenger RNA from Thunnus maccoyii (southern bluefin tuna), 1494 nucleotides. RefSeq names its product androgen-induced 1 (H. sapiens) (gene aig1). The record is from RefSeq and is a predicted model, not a curated record. The transcript is spliced from 6 exons. Bases 215 to 916 code for a protein of 233 amino acids. NCBI's taxonomy places the organism in Eukaryota, Metazoa, Chordata, Actinopteri, Scombriformes, Scombridae. Gene Ontology annotation, cellular component: endomembrane system; membrane.